AAGAGAGAAAGUGGGAAUUGGAAAUCGCGGUGGAAAAGUGCUUAUGCGAAUAAAAAAUUCGGUGUCUCUGAAAUCUUAAAUUUCAUUUCACAGUGAAAGUGUUGCCAUGUGAACUUUCAGUUAUUCUUCUGCCACGUCAGCCAACACUAGUUUUAUUUAAUGAGAUGCGAACAUAGGUUUUUGGAUCGAUUAUGUUAUAAUAAGAAAGAUGAAGAAAAUUGAGAAUUCAGCUGCUAUACUUUAUCACUACCCAUGUCCUGAUGGUGUUUUUUCCGCUCUCGCCGCACAUCUUUACUUCAAAGCCACUUCCUUAUUCUCUCCUCUCUUCUUUCCCAAUACUGUAUAUAAUCCUCUCAGAAUUGAAGACCUUCCAUUGAGUGAAAUUACUGAUCUUUAUCUUCUUGAUUUUGUUGGCCCACCUGGAUUUGUUCAGGAAAUCUCAACCAAAGUUCCAAGAGUGAUUGUUUUGGACCAUCACAAAACUGCACUUGAGAGCCUUAGUAGCGAUACUUCACUUGGUGAGAAUGUGAUUAAGGUUAUUGACAUGGAGAGAAGUGGGGCUACUAUUGCUUUUGAUUACUUCAAAGAAAAACUUGUGAAUCCCGAUGUUGGUGUGGUGGUGAACCAACCUUCGGUGCUUGGUGAAUUCGAGCGUGCGAGGCAACUUUUUAAGUACAUUGAAGAUGUGGACCUUUGGAGGUGGAGACUCCAAAAUAGCAAAGCUUUUAGCAGCGGUUUGAAGGAUUUGAACAUUGAAUUUGAUGCCCGGAUAAACCCUUCCUUGUUUGACCAGUUGCUUUCAUUGGACUUGGAUUCUGUUAUUAGUCAAGGCAUGGUGAGCUUGUCACAUAAGCAAAAAUUAAUUGAUGAUUGUCUCAGCAAAUCAUAUGAAAUCGCCCUUGGGAAUGGUGCAUAUGGUCGCUGCCUGGCUGUUAAUGCAGAUGCUGCUCUUUCAGAGUUAAGGAGUGAACUAGGACAUCAACUAGCUACUAAAAGCCAGAAAUUGAAAUUGAGGGGUAUUGGAGCUGUAGUAUAUAAUGUUCCAGAGCUUGAAAAUGACCAGAAGCUAAAAAUAAGUCUGAGGAGUUUGGACAAUGAAGAUACAACUCCCAUCUCUCAGGAAUUUGGAGGCGGCGGACAUCGAAACGCUAGCUCUUUCUUGUUAAAGUCCAAAGAAUUCACACAAUGGAAGGUGUGAUUAGAGAUGUUAACUUGCUCUUGACAUGGAGAUAUCAAACAGAGUUUACACUUGAUGUUAUGUAUGCUGGUUCAAUCUGAAACCUUUUUUACUUUAUAAAUCAAUGUGAAUGUUUUGGUAGCUCUCUAUGACUAUAUAAACAAUUUUUUUGAACUAUUUUUUGUAGUUUCAAUUUUCAAUGUAAAUUAAAUUAAUCAUGUUUUAAUGGCAUCUUUAAUUAUCAUAAGAUUUCUAUUAA
This is a messenger RNA of Cicer arietinum (chickpea), 1436 nucleotides long. RefSeq lists its product as uncharacterized. The record is from RefSeq and is a predicted model, not a curated record. Lineage: Eukaryota; Viridiplantae; Streptophyta; Magnoliopsida; Fabales; Fabaceae.